Fonsecaea pedrosoi CBS 271.37 is the source of this 585-nucleotide messenger RNA. RefSeq lists its product as uncharacterized. Lineage: Eukaryota; Fungi; Ascomycota; Eurotiomycetes; Chaetothyriales; Herpotrichiellaceae. The transcript has 3 exons. The record is from RefSeq and is a predicted model, not a curated record. Bases 1 to 585 code for a protein of 194 amino acids.
AUGCAGCUACAACGAUUGAUCCUGAACUGCAGGAUUGAUUGGUCUGCGGUGCAGAUGGCAAGUGAAGAAUGGGGUUUCAAUGUCUUGCGGUUUCAAAAAGCAACUUGCAUGGCUCAAGGUUCUGAGUUGGCUUGCAGCGUCAACAUGCAGCGUGCAGCAGCGCGCAGUUUCAAAGGGCAACGUGCUGAGUCACAAAACCCGAGAAGGAUCACAGUUCAGCUGCAAAGUCCAAGGCAUGAAAUUGCAAUGUUGUUGACAGCAGUGGAAGCCAGACUCUCGGGAUCAAUCAUGAAAUGCGAGUUCAAGAACAAGGGGCUUGCAAUCCUGCCGAGUUCGAAUGUCCAAACCAUCGUCCGCCAUCUCAUCCUCCAGCUUCUGGACAAGCACAGUUCCGGCCUGGGUUCCCUGCAAGUCUCUCCAGGCUUCGACAAAUACCGCCUCAGACCCCUCCUCGCUUCUGUCGCCAGAGAUUCCUUGCCGUCCUUUGUUCCGGGGAAAACAUGUACAGCCACAAGGAGUUUCCAGCCGUCAAACCUACAGACCACAUCUUCGAGUGUCAAUGGAUUGGUGAAGAGCCAGGAUUGA